This is a messenger RNA of Anoplophora glabripennis (Asian longhorned beetle), 636 nucleotides long. It is a transcript of the gene RpS15, whose product is annotated as 40S ribosomal protein S15. Bases 132 to 578 code for a protein of 148 amino acids. The record is from RefSeq and is a predicted model, not a curated record. Gene Ontology annotation, molecular function: structural constituent of ribosome; RNA binding. The transcript has 3 exons. Gene Ontology annotation, cellular component: cytosolic small ribosomal subunit; ribosome. Gene Ontology annotation, biological process: translation; ribosomal small subunit assembly. Lineage: Eukaryota; Metazoa; Arthropoda; Insecta; Coleoptera; Cerambycidae.
GGACCUUCUUUCUGUCACAAAUUGUGUGGUUAAUGCCGACUGUUUGUGAUUUUUGAUAUCAAAAUCCUAUAAAAUAGGACUCAUCGUUCAAGAAUAAUACAUAAAAUUCAUCAAAAGCUGUAUAUAGAACCAUGGCGGAUAAAGCUGAAGAACAAGUUAAAAAGAAGAGGACUUUUAAAAAGUUUACGUUCAGAGGGGUUGAUUUGGAUCAACUUUUAGAUAUGCCAAAUGAGCAGCUCAUGGAACUGAUGCACUGUAGAGCGAGAAGGCGCUUCACACGCGGUCUUAAACGUAAACCAAUGGCACUGGUAAAGAAACUCCGCAAAGCUAAAAAGGAAGCUCCACCUCUAGAAAAGCCAGAAAUCGUCAAGACUCAUUUGCGUAACAUGAUCAUCGUUCCCGAAAUGGUUGGUUCUAUUGUCGGUGUUUACAACGGUAAAGCUUUCACGCAGGUUGAAAUUAAACCUGAAAUGAUUGGACAUUACCUCGGUGAAUUCUCUCUUACCUACAAACCCGUUAAGCAUGGUAGGCCUGGUAUUGGUGCCACUCACAGUUCUCGUUUCAUUCCUCUCAAAUAGAUCAUAUUUUUAUGUUAUAGAUUAAUUAACAAUAAAUUUAUUUGAGAGAUUUUUGCUA